UUGCAUACCCUCUCUCUCUCUCUCUCUUUAUUAGUAUUAUAAUACCUUUCUUUCUCUCCUCCUCUUUUUUUUUUAACAUUACCACUAAAGGAAACGCCUCCACCCUAUAUCCUUUUGCAUGUCGCGGUCUUUUACAGUUUUAAAAACAACAGCAGCAGUAGAUAUUGACGACGACCCUAAAAACAAUAUCGAGUUACAACAACCGAAAAAAGACCUCGAGCGUAAUGUCCACAACAACAAAGAUCAGUUUAAUGUAGCAACUACUACUACUACUACUGCGAGUAGUCGCCAUCCAUCUCGUCAACAUCAUGCACGGAGUUCAUCGACCUCGUCGUUUGUUCUAUUUAAAGCACCUAUUCAACCAGAUACGACCACUGCGUGCCAAGACACCAACACUACUGACGAUCAUAGCAGCAUAAUAAACAACGUCCGCUCCUCUGAAUUGAGCAGUGCAGCUCGCUUGGCGGCACAGGCUCUCCCUUCAUUGCUCAUGUCUGUUGUGGGGCUUGUCGCUGCAGGGUGGAUGAUGGACGUGUUUCAGCAUUGGGACGUAUUUGUGCAAGUAUCGGAGCUGUUCAUCCUCGUCCCUGUUCUCCUCAAUUUGAAAGGCAACCUCGAGAUGAAUCUUGCUGCACGAUUUUCAACUUCGGCCAACUUGGGUGACUUGGACCAUCCUGACACACGAAAUGCAUUGAUAUGGGGCAAUUUAUCGCUCAUCCAAGUCCAGGCCCUGAUCGCUGGUUCGAUUGCAGGCGUCUUUUCUUUCCUCUUGGGUAUCCUUGAACAUCCCAAUGAACCUGCUACUGUUUCUGAAUGCAUCUUGAUCAUCUCCAGCUCCAUGAUCUCUGCUGCCGUUUCUUCUUUGGUGCUUGGUGUCUUUAUGUGUCUUUUGAUCAUUGUCAGCCGAAAACUUGAAAUUGAUCCAGACAACAUUGCAUGUCCUAUGGCUUCAUCGUUGGGUGAUGUCGUUACACUGGGUAUCCUUGCAGGCUGUGCUCAAGCACUUUUAGCCAGUGUUGAUUCCAUGCUCAGUCUAUGCCUGUUUUUUGUCAUGGUGUGUUCGAUCCCAUUCUUUGCCAGGGCAGUGUGGCGAAACAAGCAUGUCAAAGAACUGUUAUAUUCAGGAUGGUCGCCUAUCAUUUUUGCUAUGCUCAUCUCUAGUUUCGCUGGCCUCGUACUUGAACGUUAUGUGGAACAAUUCAAGGGACUCGCCAUGCUCACACCGAUUCUGUGUGGUCUGGCCGGCAACUUGGGCUCGAUAUAUGCAUCACGUAUCAGCACCUGUCUGCAUGCAGGUGCACAGGAACAGUACACCUUGGUCGAGUGGACUUUGAUGGCCAUGAAUGUACCGGUUCAACUCUUGUUUUUGGCCUUGACUUGGAUCCUCGAAUUGGGUCAUUUGGACUUUACUCUCGCGUUCGGUGUUACUUAUUUCAUCGUUUCCAUGCUCAGUACCUUUAUUGCACUGAAAAUGGGAAAAUACAUGACAUUGACAUUUUGGAAACGUGGCUGUGACCCGGAUAACUACGUACUACCUUAUCUAACUGCAAUAAUUGAUGUCAUUUGUACAAGUCUUCUCGUCCUAUCGUUCUCCUUCUUAUCCUCUAAUGAUCUUGCCGAUCUUGCCACCUCUACGCAUAGUUCAUCCUAAAACUUAAUAUUUAUUCAUUUUGCAUUAAUCUCUCUCUCUUCCAUCUCUUGUUCUUUUUAUUUCCUCUUAUUGUAAUGUAUAUAUAACUUACUCGUCAUUUUUGCACACUCACUCACUCACUUACACAUCCACACGCACACACACACACACUCUACACGCACUAUCAUUUUGG
Molecule: messenger RNA, 1823 nt
Organism: Zychaea mexicana
Lineage: Eukaryota; Fungi; Mucoromycota; Mucoromycetes; Mucorales; Lichtheimiaceae
Exons: 9
Coding region: 119-1651 (510 amino acids)
Biological process (GO): monoatomic cation transport
Cellular component (GO): plasma membrane
Molecular function (GO): monoatomic cation transmembrane transporter activity
Source: RefSeq, a predicted model, not a curated record